UUCACUGAUGGAUUCUUUUUUCCUUCAAAAUCUCAGGCCGCCAAAUGGGUUAAAGCUCAUGAUGGUCACGAGGAUUGCACGUCGGAUACGUUGAUCCGGGUCGACGCGGAUGCAUUAUCGGUUGGGGCGGGAAAGAAUAUUGUGUCCGUGAAUAUGAAGUGCUCACGGGUGAUUGUAAUCAUUUCGCAUGGCAUCAAUGAGGUGCGACCACAAUUCUUCAUUCCUUUAAAGGCUGGUCAUGAGAGGGAUGGCAAAGAACUAUAUAUUGCAAAGUCAAGUGGACACAUUGGUAAAGCGGGUAGGCAUUUGAUAGAAGGCAUGUCAUAUGCUUGUGAUGGUCGCGAAGUUACUUCCUAUAAUUAUGAGGUGUUGGGAUUCGCAACUUAA
This is a messenger RNA of Acaulospora colombiana, 387 nucleotides long. The record is from the annotation of a GenBank genome assembly. Lineage: Eukaryota; Fungi; Glomeromycota; Glomeromycetes; Diversisporales; Acaulosporaceae.